Toxotes jaculatrix (banded archerfish) is the source of this 1154-nucleotide messenger RNA. Its product is annotated as protein FAM180A. The transcript has 3 exons. The record is from RefSeq and is a predicted model, not a curated record. NCBI's taxonomy places the organism in Eukaryota, Metazoa, Chordata, Actinopteri, Toxotidae. Bases 188 to 691 code for a protein of 167 amino acids.
GCGGUGAUUCUCCACAUCAAACCACUGCAUGUCAGAUGCUGAAACUCAACCAUCAGGUUGUUUUCAUCCACCUGUGUGAUGUUCGUUUAUGACUGUGACUGCAUCCCGUGAGAGACAACGAGCUCGACAAGAGGGGAGUGUGCGUGCAGAGUUUGUGUGAGCAGACCUGUGUGUGAGGAUAGUCAACAUGAUGCAGUGCUGGGCGCUACUCACCUUUGUUUACCUGUCCAUCUACCUGGCAGCCACUCAGCACCACAGGAAAGCUCUGUAUCCAUCUGCUUAUAGAAUAAAGCGUGGGACAUUUUCGCUGAUCAACCCCACGUUCCAGGGCUCGGUGGAGGACGUCAACCUGCUUUUUGAGAUUCUACUGGCUGGAUUGCAGAUAGAAGGUGAAGAACACACCAUGCUGAUCCCAGAUGAGGAGCUGGCCUCCCUGAGGAGCGUGCAGAAGCUAGAGGUCAUCUGUGACGACGUCCUGCCCAAGGGGCUCUCCGACAUCCGCCGCCUGACAGCACAGCUCGCCCAGCGCCGGCAGCCCCUGAGCUGGCAGGACUUCGAGAGGACGGUGUUGACCCUGGUGUACACCACUCAGACACUGGCUCGACUCGGCAACCAGCAGCAGAGACAGGCGUGGACGGACGCUGUGAUCCAGCUGUUCAAAGCCAUUCAAAAGGACCUCAUAUCAUCUUGAGGAAAAAUCAGAGGAUGUCAUUUUUUUUUAAAAGGUCUUUUUGUUGCAGAUGUGUGUAAUUAUCCAGAGCCCAUUCAACAUGUGACAUUGUGUGACAUUACAGUCCUUGACUUAGGCUGAUUUCCCAGUUUCAUGUAUAGUCUACAUAUUAACUGUAUUCAGUAUGGACUGUUGUACUACUUGGUAUAGUUCACUUUUUUUUUUAAAUAAUAAAAAAAAAAACAAGAACUAACUCAAGGUCCACUCACAAGCUCUGCAAAAGUUAGUAUGUGAACCCUGAGUUAAGAUUUUUGUGUUUUUGUUAAACAUCCCUGUCCAAGAAUGAAUUUUCAUGCUCAAGAGAACAAUACUGUUUUACUGUUACUGUUUUUUGCUUUACUGUUUUGUAGUAACAGGAAAUGAUGUGAACUGUCAGCCAUACUUCAACCCUGAAACGCCACUGCAGAUUAAACUUCACAACUUU